Phytophthora infestans T30-4 is the source of this 584-nucleotide messenger RNA. RefSeq lists its product as uncharacterized. The transcript has 5 exons. The coding region runs from base 12 to 512 and encodes 166 amino acids. The record is from RefSeq and is a predicted model, not a curated record. NCBI's taxonomy places the organism in Eukaryota, Oomycota, Peronosporomycetes, Peronosporales, Peronosporaceae. Gene Ontology annotation, biological process: mitochondrial respiratory chain complex I assembly. Gene Ontology annotation, cellular component: mitochondrial inner membrane.
CACUGACGAAUAUGAGCCGCUCGUUGCUGCAGCUCCGGCAAAGCCUUCGAGCGGCGACGCGGCCGACUUCGCAGCUGACGCGUCGGUGGAUCAACUAUGGUCACGAUAUGCACAAGGAAAUGCUCAAUGGCACUGCCAAGGUCUCUGUGACCGAGUACGAUGAAGGAGGCUUCGUCGUCAACGACGUGAAUAUGCGCGGAGGUGUGGCGCUGUUCUCCGAGAUCGCCAUGCUCUGGAAGCCGAAAAGGGUUGAGGAAAUCACGCGGGAACACCUCACUGUGUUCACAGUUGCCAACCCUCCUGUUGAGAUCCUGGUGCUUGGAUGCGGUGAGCGUAUCAACCACGGACUGGCUCCAGAACUGAAAGAGCUGAUGAAGGUGAACGGUAUCGUUAUUGAAUACUUGGAUACCGUCAACGCCUGCGCUACAUUCAACAUCCUGAAUGCCGAGGACCGCAGAGUGGCUGCUGCACUACUGCCGUAUGAUCCUGAUGCCACCCCUGAGGCCCCAUAAUCAAUCAGCUGAACACACAAAGAUACAGACACGGAAUAAUUUCAAGAGAGACGAGAGGUGUUGAGUUCCAAA